GCUGAACCAAGUUUACGAUAAAAAUGUUAAUUUUCUCAACAAUAUUAUUUUAUUUAGUAACUGGAGGAUUAUCAACCUCUAUUAAAUCAGAGGGGGAUGCUACUGAUCUAAAAUUAGAGGGGGAUGCUACUGAUCUAAAAUUAGAGGGGGAUGCUACUGAUCUAAAAUUAGAGGGGGAUGCUACUGAUCUAAAAGGACCAACUGGAAAAGAUGGAUUUAAAGUUGGAAAGAACAUGCUAGAAAGAGUCUCCUUGGAGAACUACAUCAAUGCAACCUGUAUGGACGGAACUACAGCAGUGUACUACCGUCAGACGGAGAUGUCGGAGUCUAAGAAGAUGUUGAUCUACCUUGAGGGGGGAGGAUUCUGUGUUCCAAGAGUACCUGGUUUUGACUGUGAGACCAGAUGUGUUGAUGAACCUCAUCUCUGUACAGCUAGAACAGACCCUUUUCUAGAUACAGAAUCCAAUAAGCUAUCCACCAAUAUCUGGAGUUCUGAUCCACAAGAGAAUCCGACUUUUCAUGAUUUCUUUAAAGUUUUUCUACCGUAUUCUAGCAGUGAUGUUCACACCGGGACCAGGGGGCCUUCCUUGCUCACUCAUAACUUUACUUUUCACGGCAAGUAUAUCGUUAGAGGUAUGACAGAGGAUUUAAUACAGAAUACCUGGAUAACCUCGGCCGAGCAGGUUGUUCUAAUGGGAGGUUCUGCCGGGGCAAUAGGAACAGAGGCCAACUGUGAUAGCUUUGCUGGAGAGUUAAAAAUGAUAAAUCCCAAUCUAGAUGUACGAUGUAUCUCCGACAGCGGCAGUUUAUAUCCGUAUGACGUACACACUCCCUUUUGCUACCCCCAGCUUCUGGAAUACGCUGCUUUCCAAAUAUGGGACUCAAUUUCAGACGAAUCAUGUGAGACGGCCAAUACAGGUGGAACAGGAGCUAACUUGCCUUGCAUAAGCUUUGGAACCUCAUUUAUGUACGCAGACAAUCCUAUCCUCAUACUCAUGAGCUCAGAGGAUACUGUUAUAAGAACCUGCUAUUCAGAGGACCUGGAGUUCUGGGAAAACUGGAGGAAUUCACUAGAUUUAUUAGCCCGGAAAAUAGUGGUUGAACGGCCGGAGACUGGAAUGUAUCUUGCAAACUGUGCUUUUCAUGUUUCCACAAACUUCCAGCAAGCCUGGGAUAUGAUGGAGGUACCAGUUCUAGAUUAUAAUAAUCAGAGCACGAUUAUUCUAAAAGAUCUAAUCGAUAACUUUGUCAACAAUAUCAGACCUAUCCAAGCAAUUGAUGAUAUGGACAUUCGAAAUCCUAAUUGUAAUAAUUAGCAAUGUAAACAUUGUAUGAACCAUUUCAAAUUCAAAGUAGUUCUUAAUAUUUGUAUUCCUUCGAGUUAAAGGAAAAAGAAACUUAUUUAAUUCCCACUGUCUGAGGUAUACUCAAAGGAGAAGCUCUUGUUCUAAAUCAUAUUAUUGCUCCCUCUAGGGUCUCUUGAAUAACUAAUAUUUAAAACCUCCAAAUCUUAGAAAGUGCACUUGAUCAUAUUUGUUAUAUUAAUCCAAUUCAAAAUAUAUUUAUUUAAUUAAACAAAACAAA
Eurytemora carolleeae is the source of this 1584-nucleotide messenger RNA. RefSeq names its product palmitoleoyl-protein carboxylesterase notum1a. Gene Ontology annotation, molecular function: hydrolase activity. The transcript is spliced from 3 exons. Lineage: Eukaryota; Metazoa; Arthropoda; Copepoda; Calanoida; Temoridae. The coding region runs from base 24 to 1316 and encodes 430 amino acids. The record is from RefSeq and is a predicted model, not a curated record.